This is a messenger RNA of Betta splendens (Siamese fighting fish), 1905 nucleotides long. RefSeq names its product saxitoxin and tetrodotoxin-binding protein 2-like. The transcript is spliced from 16 exons. The record is from RefSeq and is a predicted model, not a curated record. Lineage: Eukaryota; Metazoa; Chordata; Actinopteri; Anabantiformes; Osphronemidae. The coding region runs from base 42 to 1793 and encodes 583 amino acids.
GCUCGGUACAGUGUGUGUGUGUGUGUGUGUGUCUCAGCAGGAUGCGCGGUGCUGUGAAGUGUGUAGUGCUGCUGCUGGUAGCCAUCGGAUCCAACGCGGCACCGACCACCGAGGAAUGUGAAGUUCUGACCCGAAAGCUGCAGACUAAGGAUGUGCACAGGAACUUCGGGGACUGGGUUCUGGCCUGGGCCGUCUCUGACUAUGAGCUGGGCUCGGGUCUGCUGGCGAACCUCAGCAGCUCCCGCGCCAGCUUCCAGCUCCUGGUGCCCAACAGCAGAACCAUCGUGUACAAGGAGAAGAACACGUUCAGUGACGGCGUGUGUGCGUCCUUCUUCUUCAACCUCCACGUUCCCUCUGAUGCCAGCGACCCGACGCUGCAGGUCAAGAGCGGCACACUGCUGAAACAUGGAACUGUUCGUGCCAUCACCUCAACCAGUGUGGUUUUCUUUGAGACUGGUCCGGACCGUCUGCUGAUGCUGUACCAGGGUCCACUGGGCCGGUACCUCCUGAGCUACAGGAGAGACGGGCGUCACUCAGACGGGGAGCAGCUGAAGGCGGCUCAUGACGACCUCAGGAAACUGGCCGAGUGUGUGGGCUUCGCUCACGACAAACCGUUCAUCUACAACGGAGCCGCAGGUCCAACCUGCAAACUGUGUGAUGGUGUGAACGGCAGGCUGCCGACGGAGGACCUGCACAAGGUUUACGGGUCCUGGGUUCUGGUCUGGUCUGUGUCUGACCACAAGGAAGGCCAAGACCUGCUCUCCAACGUGUCCAGUUCCCACAUCGAGCUCCAUCUGCUUUCUGACAAAAAAACUGUGAUGUUAAAUGAGAGGAACGUUUACACGGACAAGUCGUGCUCCAACUAUGUCAUCAACCUGGCGCUGCCCUCUGACCCCUCUGAUGCUGGACACCACACUCUGCACAUGGUGUCUGCCACUGUUGAGGUGGACGGAGUUGUUAAACCGUACAACGACUCAGCAGCUCUGGAUUUCUACCAGACCUGUCCCGACUGCCUGCUGGUGGUCUACAAAUACGUACACGGACGAUUCCUGCUGAGCUACAGGAGGGACGGGCGUCACUCAGACGUGGAGCAGCUGAAGGCGGCUCAUGACGACCUCAGGAAACUGGCCGAGUGUGUGGGCUUCGCUCACGACAAACCGUUCAUCUACAACGGAGCCGCAGCAGUUGGAUACGAGGCUGUGCCGACCUGCAAGAAAUGUGAAGGUCUGAACAGUCGGCUGCCGACCAAGGACCUGGACCAGAUUUUUGGGGCCUGGGUUCUUGUCUGGUCUGUGUCGGACCAUGAUAAAGGCUGGGACCUCCUACAAAACGUCUCUAGCUCCCACGUGGAGCUGCAGCUGCUCCCUGACAAGAGAGGAGCAGUGUUUAACGAGAGGAACCUGUACAAGGACAAGUCGUGCUCCAACUAUGUCAUCAACCUGGCGCUGCCCUCUGACCUCUCUGAUGCUGGACACCACACUCUGCACAUGGUGUCUGCCACUGUUGAGGUGGACGGAGUUGUUAAACCGUACAACGACUCAGCAGCUCUGGAUUUCUACCAGACCUGUCCCGACUGCCUGCUGGUGGUCUACAAAUACGUACACGGACGAUUCCUGCUGAGCUACAGGAGGGAGAGGCAUCACUCAGACGCUCAGCGCUUGAAGGCGGCCCAUGACGAUCACAGGAAACAGUCUGAGUGUCUGGGCUUUCAGCACCACAGCCCGUUCAGCUACGAUGGAGAAGCAGAAUUCUGUUAUAAGAAAUCUGCUUUAGAGAAACACCAGGCUUCCUGAGAGACGACCUGCACGUCCCAUGUCAGUCUGUUUGUGUCAGGGUUCAUCAUGUGACUGAACCAACACUAGUUACAAAUAAAAGUAUGAACCAAUCUGCUCUGUGUCUACUGUA